Molecule: messenger RNA, 380 nt
Organism: Sinocyclocheilus rhinocerous
Lineage: Eukaryota; Metazoa; Chordata; Actinopteri; Cypriniformes; Cyprinidae
Product: phosphatidylinositide phosphatase SAC1-A-like
Exons: 4
Biological process (GO): phosphatidylinositol dephosphorylation
Cellular component (GO): endoplasmic reticulum
Molecular function (GO): phosphatidylinositol-4-phosphate phosphatase activity
Source: RefSeq, a predicted model, not a curated record
CUGGAUGGUUUCCAGAGGCAUUUCGACUCUCAGAUCAUCACGUACGGCAAACAAGUUAUUCUGAACCUGGUGAAUCAGAAAGGCUCAGAGAAGCCGCUGGAACAGGCCUUUGCAAAGAUGGUGAACAGUCUGGGCAACGGCAUGAUCAAGUACGUGGCGUUUGACUUCCACAAGGAGUGCAGCCGUAUGAGGUGGCAUCGCCUGCAGAUCCUGGUGGACAUGGUGGCGGAAAUGCAGAACGAGUUCGGCUACUUCCUGGUGGAUUCGGACGGGACGGUCCAGUUACAGCAGGACGGGACGUUCAGAAGCAACUGCAUGGACUGUCUGGACCGAACCAACGUCAUCCAGAGUCUGCUGGCGCGCCGCUCGCUGCGGUCGCA